AUGGAAAAAUUAAUACCUUUCAUAAAUGACCUUCACGUAUAGAAUUAAUAAUACCAUUCUUAUAGGAUAUUCUGAGUUAAGCAGGAUUGAGUAGUGAAUUGAAUUUGCCUUCAAUUGUAGUUAUAGGAUCUUAAUCAGUUGGAAAAUCAUCUCUUCUUGAAAGUAUAGUGGGAAGAGAGUUUUUACCUAGAGGAAAAGGGAUAGUAACAAGAAGACCAAUAGAGAUUUAAUUGCAUUAGGUUUUGGAUGCAGAAUAGGGAUGGUUUGAGUUUAUGGAUAAAAGAGGGGAAAAAAUAUUUGAAUCUGAGGAUAUAAGGAAAUUAAUAGAGACUGAGACUGAUAAAAUAGCAGGAAAAAAUAAAGGAAUUUCUCCUGUUCCUAUAAAAGUAAAAUAUUUUUCAAAAGACAUUCUUGAUCUUCAAUUAAUAGAUUUACCAGGAAUAACAAAGAAUCCAGUUGGAGAUCAACCUUAAGAUAUUGAAUAGAAGGUAUUAGAUAUUGUGAUGCCAUUUAUUAAAAACCAAAAUAGUUUAAUAUUGGCAGUAUCAAAAGCAUCAGAUGAUUUAGCUACAUCAGAUGGAUUAAAAUUAGCUAGAAGUGUUGAUCCUAAUGGAUUAAGAACUAUUGGAGUAAUUACUUAAUUAGAUUUGAUGGAUGAAGGAGCAGAUAUUUUAAAUGAUUUACUUAAUUAAACAUAUCCAUUAUAAUUAGGAUAUGUUGGUGUUAUUAUGAGAGGUUAGAAAGAUAUUCAGAAGAAUAAAACUAUUAUUGAAUAAAUCAAAGAUGAAAAAACAUUUUUUGAAAAACAUAAAAUUUAUAAAAAAUAUUCUGAAAAAAUGGGUGUUAAUUUUUUAGUAAAAACUUUAAAUAUGAAUUUUAUUCAACAUAUCAAAAAAGCAUUACCUAUUAUUAGAGAAACUAUUAUAAGCUUAGUUUAAGUUAAAGAAUAUGACUUAAAAUAAUAUGGAGAUUAUGAUAAUUUGGAAACCAAAGAGAAUAAAAAUUUGUUAGUCUUAACUUUAAUAUCUAAAUUUUCUAAUUCUUAUAAGGAUAUGUUAGAAGGAAGAUGUUUAGAUAUUACAAGUAAAGAAUUGAUUGGAGGAUCUAGAAUUAUUUAUGUUUUUAAUGAUAAUUUUAGAAAAACCAUUUAAAAAAUGAAUCCAUUUGAUAUCUUAAGUGAUGAUGAAAUAAGAACAGCUAUUAAAAAUGCUAAUGGAAUCAGGCCAUCUUUAUUUGUUCCUGAAGGAGCUUUUGAAUUGUUAGUUAGACAAUAAAUCUCUAGAUUGAGAAUGCCUUCAAUUGAAUGUUCUCAUAUAGUAUUCGAAGAAUUAAGGAGAGUAAUAAAUUAAAUUUCAAUUCCAGAGAUAGAAAGAUUUGAUACUCUUGCUAAUAGAAUUUCAGAAGUGAUUGAGAAUCUAUUAAACAAGUGUUUAAGAUAAACUGAAGAGAUAAUAUCAAAUUUGAUUGAUAUUGAGUUAGGAUACAUAAAUACAAGUCAUCCAGAUUUUGUAUCAGGAAUGGAUAUGGUUAAUAAGGAUGAAUAAAGAUCAUCAUAAUAAUAAGUUCAAUUAUAAAAGGAGAAAUCUCCUUUAUAGAGUGAAAAUGAAUCUAAUAAGUUUUUUAAUUUUUGGCCUUUCAAAAAUAAUAAAUAGACUGAAUUAUAUGAUAGUAAAUUAGAUAAUUUGAAUAAAAAGAGAAAAUCAAAUAUCAAUAAUGAAAAAUAACAAAAAUUAUAAUAAAUAGAGGAAAGCCAAAUUCUAUAAUAAUAAAUAGUAAUAAAUAAGAUAGUAUCAGUGAAUUAAUAGUAUUUUGUGAAUGAUCCUAAAAGAUAAUUACCUUAAGUUCCAAAUACAAUUAAGAUCACUGAUAGACCAUCAAAGAGAGAGUAGACAGAAAUGGAUAUGAUUAAGGAUUUAUUAAUUUCUUAUUUCAAUUUAGUUAAAAAGAAUAUUUGUGAUUCAGUUCCAAAGACUAUUAUAACAUUUUUAGUAAAUUAAUCAAGAAAUUUUUGUGAAAGAGAAUUGAUAGGAUUAUUGUAUAAAUAAGAAUUAGUGGAUGAGUUAUUAUAGGAGAAUCAAUUUAUAUAAAAAUCAAGAGCAGAGGCUAAGUAAACUUUGAUUAGUUUGAGAACAUGUUUAAAUUUGUUAAAUGAUUUGGAUUCUAAAUUCUGA
This is a messenger RNA of Paramecium sonneborni, 2171 nucleotides long. Lineage: Eukaryota; Ciliophora; Oligohymenophorea; Peniculida; Parameciidae. The record is from the annotation of a GenBank genome assembly.